AUGAGUAUUGAUUUCCAGCUAAGCACUAGUGGAAUCCUGGAUCUUGGUACCUUGGAACUUUGCCUGGAAAUAAUAUGUGGAGGAAUAGAUGGAACCCUAAAUUGCACUAGAUGUCAUCUCAUACACGUGUUAUCUGCAACAUGGGGUCGCCACGAAGAUGAAAGUGUUUGCACUCAUCCAUGGAUACAUACCACUGAUUGUGGUGAAUGGGAUAAUGCGCUGGAAGUCACUGCUGGGCAUUGCAACAAUAGAUCCACUUGUUCUCUGUCCCCAGGCCGGAGUUUGUUUGGUUAUGAUCCCUGUGAAAAUACCCACAAGUACUUGGAAAUUGACUUCGAAUGCAUUCAAGGUUGUUCAAGUGAUGAUGGUAGCAGUAAUUGUAACAAACCAAACAAGGUAAUGGAGUACUUUAAAGAAUUUGACGGUUGUGUUUUAUCAAACCUUAACCACAUAAAAGGCCUACAAACGAAAAUAGAGUAUUUUAACGAAAGGAACUAUGUUGGAAUUGCAAAGAUAAUAAGUACAGAUGGUAUUCAAUGGGUAAGCAACAGCUUGCAACUUGUUGAUGGCACCAAAAUAGAGUUUGAUCUUCAGGUUCAAAUGAAAGGUGAUGUGCUGCUAGUUGCAACUUUUACUAACCAUACAAUAGAAACCAAUGAAGCUGUUAAUGACACUGUUGUCAUUGGAGGAGUAGAUAGUACGGAUGAAUAUCGAUAUUUGACGGAACUAUUUAUGUGCAAUGUUUAUGAUAUCGUAAACAUUUCCCGCCUCGAAGCAAAAUUGAAUUUUAGCAUAUUUCAGAAAAUGGAAACAUACACUGAAAAUGAAGCUGUUGACAAAGAACCAACUUGUCUAUUUUUCAACGAAACACAAAAGACUUGGAGUGAUGAAGGUGUGAUAACCACUGACCAUUCUCAAGACAAAGUAUCUUGCUUUUCUGACCAUAUUACCAGUUUCAGCGUAUUGAUGAAAGUUACUAAGGCAGAAGGCAACAAAACUUUGAGUCUGAUAUCGGGAGUGUGCGUUUCUCUGUCACUUAUCGCUUUGGUUGUUUCUCUCAUCGUCUACUGCUUAUUUCUGGAACUAUGGAAAUCACUCCGCGUUUCAAUUCACAAAAACCUGGUCGUUAACAUGAUUUUGAUGCAAUCACUCUUUAUUUUUGGGAUCGACAAGACAGGCCACAAAAUCGGAUGUGCAGUUGUUAGUGUUCUUCUUCACUUUACUGCGCUGAAUACUUUCACUUGGAUGUUUGGUGAAGCGGUGUACUUGCUUUUCAAAGUUUCCACAUCAGCUCCUAGCCAACACAACCAACUUCGAAAUUACAUGGCAGUGUGCUAUGGUAUUCCCCUUAUCAUCGUUGCCAUUUCUUCGGCUGGAAUCCCAUCCGGACACAAUCAUGAUGACAUUUGUUGGCUUGGUCAGGAAAGAGGAAUGAUAUGGGCAUUCGUAGCACCAGCGAUUUCAAUUGCUAUGGUUAACACUGGAAUAAUGUGCAUUGUUUUGAGAAUAAUCUACAAACGAGCCGGUAAUAUGGUAGGAAAACCAGCUGCAGAGAGGACUAAGUUUAAACAAUUGAGAAAAACUACUCGUGCUACAAUUAUGCUGCUACCACUCAUGGGCACCACGUGGCUUUUCGGACCGUUUGCUGCCAAUUUUGAUACUGUAUUCCUUGAUUAUGUGUUUAACUUGCUUAACGGAUGUCAAGGAAUCUUCAUAUUCCUUAUCUAUUGCGUCUUUGAUAAUGAGACAAAGGAGUGUUUUAAAAAACGAUUCAAGAAAAAUGAAGUAAUUCCACAGACUGAAAUGACGCAAAACCAAUGAAUAUGCAUACUUUUUGCAUACGUAUUCACUAUUACUGAAGGUCAUUAUAGUAGUCAAAAUAAAUGCACUAUAUUUUCAUGUGAGCACUGCAUCUAAAUAAAAUUGCAUGUGGUAAUAAUUUUUUUUAAUAGAAAAAACAGUGUCUCGUUCACGAUCCAGUUUACUGAAAAUAAUUACAGAAAAGGGUGUAUCUGACUGUCUAGUCUUAAUAUUGAAACGUCAGAUACCUUAUGUGCUUAAAAAUUGUGUUUUAAAUGAAACGGAUGAUCAGCGUAUUUGAAAGCCAGAUACACUUGUGUUUGCGUUUAGGCAAUGAAAAGCGUUUCAGAUCCUUAUCAGGAAUUAUGCUUGUAAUUUAAAUAGCCUUUUCUCAUGUCGCUAAACCUAACAAAAAGCCUUACA
Messenger RNA from Anneissia japonica, 2223 nucleotides. Its product is annotated as adhesion G protein-coupled receptor L2-like. Bases 1 to 1821 code for a protein of 606 amino acids. Gene Ontology annotation, cellular component: membrane. Gene Ontology annotation, molecular function: G protein-coupled receptor activity; carbohydrate binding. Gene Ontology annotation, biological process: cell surface receptor signaling pathway; adenylate cyclase-activating G protein-coupled receptor signaling pathway. The transcript is spliced from 16 exons. The record is from RefSeq and is a predicted model, not a curated record. NCBI's taxonomy places the organism in Eukaryota, Metazoa, Echinodermata, Crinoidea, Comatulida, Comatulidae.